This is a messenger RNA of Mauremys reevesii (Reeves's turtle), 1541 nucleotides long. RefSeq lists its product as uncharacterized. Lineage: Eukaryota; Metazoa; Chordata; Testudines; Geoemydidae. Gene Ontology annotation, cellular component: nuclear body. The transcript has 4 exons. The record is from RefSeq and is a predicted model, not a curated record. The coding region runs from base 410 to 1375 and encodes 321 amino acids. Gene Ontology annotation, biological process: positive regulation of DNA-templated transcription.
UGCUGGUGGGAGGGGCCGGGUCUGUGUUGUAAUAAAGUGACAGAGGGUUUUUUAGGCUAAGUGUUUUUCCAGCAUGGCAGAAUCCAGAGCGUCUGUCUUCAGGGAAAGAGCCUGGGGGGAAUCAGGGUGUGAAAUGGACUCAAACCUCUUCUGCAACCUCCCCUCUCGCCCUGACAGGCUGAGGAAUCACGUCCACGUUUCGCUUCUAAUCGUCCCAUCCUCCUAGGAAACAGGGAAGGGAAGUGGCUGUGGUGGAGCCAGCUCAGGAUUCCCCAUUCCCAAACCUGACCUGAUCACUGGGUUGGAACGAGGGGAAGAACCGUGGGAUCUCCAGGCCUCCAAGGAAAGGGAGAUCCUGAGAGGCACCCAAACAGCGUGGAGAGCUCACCUAGCAACUUCCCAGCUCAGCAUGCCGGCUCCGCGCGGCAGAAGGGCUCCUGCCUGGAGCACGCCGGAGGUGGUGGAUCUCCUGGGCCUGUGGGGACAGGGGGACGUGCAGGCACAGCUCCGAAACAGCCGUCGGAACUUCGACGUCUACAGCCAGAUUGCUCGGGGCAUGGAGGAGAAGGGCUACGACAGGGACCCACAGCAGUGCCGCGUGAAAAUCAAGGAGCUGCGGCAGGCGUACCAGAAGGCAAAGGAGGCAAAUAGCCGCUCCGGUGCGGAGCCGCAGACGUGCCGCUUCUACAAGGAGCUGCAUGCCAUCCUCGACAGCGACUCCACCUCCACCGCCAAGCAUCCUGUGGAUACUUUGGGGGACCUGGAGUCACAGGCCACAGGGGUGAGCCCUGAGAUCGAGGUGAUGAUCAAGGAAGAGGAGGACGAGGAAGAGGAGGAGUAUGGGGGACAGGCGACAGGGGGAUCUGGUGGCGUGGCGAGCCAGGACUUCUUUUUGACUCCUGAGCAGUCUAGCCAGUCCCAGCAGUCCAGCCCCGGUGAGCCUGAUGCAGGGGAGGGAACCUCUGCAGCUGCAAAUGCGGCCUUGAGGGCCUCUCCGCCCACCCCAGAGGAGCGGCUGGGCCAGGUGAGGAGGAGGAAGAAGAGGACAAGGGAAGACAUGUUUCAGGAGGUCCUGCGAGCCUCCCGCGCUUCGGAGCGCGAGCAGCGGGCUUGGAGGAUAAUGAUCAAUGACAAAAUGCAGCGGGAUAGCGAGGACAGGAGGAACGGGCAGCAAGAGAUGAUCACGUUGCUCCGGGAGCAGACAGACAUGCUGCGGUCUCUGAUCGAACUUCAGGCCGAACACAUCCGUGCUCGCCUCCCCCUGCAGCCCAUAGAGAACUGCAUUCCAGGACCUCCCUAUACUGGCCUCCACAUAUCUUCUGGGCCUGCAGCAGUACCCCAGGCACUCCACCCCACGGAAGAUUACACACAAUGACAGUUGCACGUACACCCAGCUGUGAGAGCCUCUUGGGUGUAUGUGCUUGUGAAUUCCCUCUUCCUUCCCCUUCAGAGAUCCUUUCCCCUGUAUGUAUGAAGUUUUUACUUUAGCAUUACCUAGGUAUGUUUGCAUAGGUGUGGAAUAAACAUGUAAAUUCAGUUUU